This is a messenger RNA of Neohortaea acidophila, 1003 nucleotides long. Its product is annotated as putative short-chain dehydrogenase. The record is from RefSeq and is a predicted model, not a curated record. The coding region runs from base 109 to 963 and encodes 284 amino acids. Gene Ontology annotation, cellular component: endoplasmic reticulum; lipid droplet. Gene Ontology annotation, biological process: phosphatidic acid biosynthetic process; triglyceride catabolic process. The transcript has a single exon. Lineage: Eukaryota; Fungi; Ascomycota; Dothideomycetes; Mycosphaerellales; Teratosphaeriaceae. Gene Ontology annotation, molecular function: triacylglycerol lipase activity; acylglycerone-phosphate reductase (NADP+) activity.
AGACCCGCCAGGAAAACCCGUCAAGUUGUCGAGAGUGUCCGUGCGUUCCAGGACACGGCAAGAUUGAGCGAGGCACCGCUCGAGACUUAUAGCCUCAUACCAUCCGCAAUGGCCAGUCGUAAGCGCACAGUCCUCGUCACGGGCUGCACAGAAGGCAGCGCCGGGCACGCUCUAGCCCGGGAAUUCCACGCCAAAGGCUUCGAGGUCUACGCAACAGCGCGCUCCACCGCGAAAAUGGCCUCUCUCCAGCCCCUCGGAAUCCGCACGCUUCCCCUGGACAUCACAUCCGACGACUCCAUCCAGGCGUGCGUGCAGGAGGUCCCACAACUCGACAUCCUCGUCAACAAUGCGGGCGCCUCGCUCACGAUGCCCAUCGUCGACCUCUCCAUCCAGGAGGCGAAGGCACUCUUCGACGCCAAUGUAUGGGGUCAUCUCGCUGUCAUCCAGGCCUUUCUGCCUUUACUGUUGAAAUCUCCGAAAGCGAUGAUUGUCAAUCACACAUCGGUUGCCGUGACCAUGGCUAUUCCGUAUCAAGCGGUCUACAACGCCUCGAAAGCCUGCCUGUCAUCGUUCUCCGACACGCUCCGCCUUGAACUGCAGCCCUUCGACAUUGCAGUCGUGGAACUGAGGAGUGGCGGCAUCAAAACGAACAUCUUCGGGCACAGUGCGAAGAAGCCCGUUUUGCCCGCCGGCUCGAUCUAUGCUCCUGCGAGGGAGACCGUAGAGACGUCGCUUAGACAGGAGUGGUUUGCGGAUGUUGGAAUCUCUCCAGAGCAGUGGGCGCGAGAGAUUGUGAGAGAUCUUUCGAAGAAGCAUCCGCCGCCAAGAACGAUCUGGAGAGGCGAAUCUGCCUUUGGGGCGUGGCUGAGCACCUUUUUCCCCUCGAGCUCAUUGGACGCCAACGUUCGAAAGAUGGUCGGGUUUGACAAGGCCGAGCAGAUAAUCCGAGAGCGGCGAAAGUGAGGUGGUGGCGGUUCAGGGGCGAUGGCCAGGAGUCUUUAGG